Messenger RNA from Penicillium soppii, 1368 nucleotides. Its product is annotated as Amino acid/polyamine transporter I. The coding region runs from base 1 to 1368 and encodes 455 amino acids. Gene Ontology annotation, biological process: transmembrane transport. Gene Ontology annotation, cellular component: membrane. Gene Ontology annotation, molecular function: transmembrane transporter activity. The transcript has 17 exons. Lineage: Eukaryota; Fungi; Ascomycota; Eurotiomycetes; Eurotiales; Aspergillaceae. The record is from RefSeq and is a predicted model, not a curated record.
AUGGACUCCACAAUGAAGGACGGCCCACUCGAAGGCGAUGAUGCUCGGUUGGCAGCUAUGGGCCAUCGGCCUGAGCUUCAACGUAGCCAUUCCACUUGGUCUAUGCUGGGGUUGGCCUUUGCAGUUCUUAACUCAUGGACCGCUCUUUCGGCCAGUUUGUCAAUCAGUCUCACAUCUGGUGGAAGCACCAGUGUAAUAUGGGGGCUGGUGGACAGUAUCAUUGGGUUGCAGCUAAGUUAUGUUCCCCAACGCUGGCAUCAAUUCCUGAUCUAUAUUGGAUUGACUUUAGGAUCAUUCAUCAUCAAUGCAUUUAUGAACUCCAUAUUACCGGUCAUUUACCGCGGUGCUUUCAUGUGGUCCAUUGGAGGCUUUGUGGUUGUGUCGAUUGCUGUUCUUGCAUGCGCCUCUCCUAACUAUAAUUCAGCCUAUUUCGUGUUCUGUGACUUUAUCAAUACAACAGGAUGGCCCGAUGGAGUCGCAUGGCUUCUAGGACUGCUUCAAGGAGGCCUUGGAGUAACGGCCUUUGAUGCGGUAGCACACAUGAUCGAAGAGGUACCAAAUGCUGAUAUCGAAGGACCGAAAAUUAUGGUUUCUUGUGUGGGCAUUGGAACUGUUACAGGCUCCAUAUUUUUGAUAGUCCUUCUAUUUGUCGCAGGGAACAUGGAACAGGUCACAACAUCUGCGGCCGGUCCUCUCUUGCAAAUUCUCAUCGACGCUACUAAAAGUAACGCGGGAGCCAUCUGUCUUUUGAUGCUGCCUCUUGUCUGCUUGGUCUUCGCAAUUAUCAGUGUUAUGACAACCAGCAGCCGAAUGAUCUUUGCUUUCGCCAGAGACGGUGGUCUUCCUGCCUCUCGAUUCUUUGCGACUGUCCACCCGACCCUCAAAUUACCACUCAAUGCGUUGAUCCUGAGCGUCAUCGUGGUUAUCGCGUUUGGGUGCAUCUUCUUGGGCUCAUCGAGUGCCUUCAACGCUAUCAUUUCUGCUUCAGUUGUCGCACUUGACAUAUCCUAUGGGAUACCAAUUGCCAUUAAUUGUCUCCAGGGGCGCAGAUCGCUUCCCGAAAGAAAAUGGAAAUUGCCCAACGCCGUCGGGUGGUUUGCUGACUUGGUUGGAUUAACCUACAUCAUCUUGACCACCGUCUUGUUUGUUUUUCCUCCUUCGAGAACCGUUACAGGGAGUAGCAUGAAUUAUUGUAUUGCCGCAUUUGCAGUAAUUGUCAUUAUAUCCGUGUUUCAGUGGAUGGUAGAUGGGAGGAAGAAUUUCGCGGGGCCGCGUAUCGAUAUGAAUAUCGAUGCACUGGAUAGUGUAUCUAUGAGGGAAGAGACUGAGCCCAACAUCCAUGAGAAAGGACGUAUCGGGCCAGUAUAA